AUGCAAAUAUCAAUUUCCGAAUUGGUAUUCUAUUUUCAAACCCAUCCAGAAUUAAUAGAUUUACAUGAAAAUUUACAAGAAUUCCAAAAUGAUUUUAUGGAAACUUCAUCUGAGGAUAUUGAAACAGAAAAUAUUAUUGAGACCAAUGUGAUAGAAGAUUUUGAUGAUGACUUUCAUGAUGAAAUAAAUAAUGAAGUUUUUUCAGAAAUAGAAAUUAAAAAUUUUGAAAAAAUUUACAAUAAUGAACCAAUUGAAGAGUCAGAAAUUAGUGAAUUGGAAGCUGAGAAAGAAAAAUUAAAUAGAAAAAAUGAAGAAGCAAAAAAUUAUAUUAUAAACAUACUUAAAAAAAAAUGUUGUAAUAAAAAAUGUUUAGAAAAAAUUAAUCAAGAAGUUGCUAUUUUACAUUGUCAAAAUUAUAUUAAUUUAACUAAAGAUCAACAGAAUAUGUUUCUUUUGGAAUUAUUUCAACAUCAACCAGAAAUUCAAUAA
This is a messenger RNA of Entrophospora sp. SA101, 489 nucleotides long. The record is from the annotation of a GenBank genome assembly. Lineage: Eukaryota; Fungi; Glomeromycota; Glomeromycetes; Entrophosporales; Entrophosporaceae.